UGCUAACGGUAAUAACUCUUAGAUUGGCUCUUUUCCCCUGGCAUCGCCGCCCGCCCAGAUCCUGGGGCGUAGUUUGGAGCGAGGAGGACCGCAGCGGCGUAGAGACGCCGCGUCGCCCCUGAGAAAGGGACGUUCUCCGGCCGCAUCGGCACCUGUGACUGGAUGGCCCCUCCCUCUCUCCCUCCGGCUGCGGGGCGCCUCGAGAAAGGGGCGGAGCUCGUCCCGUGAACUAGAGCUGCUGCUGCCUCACGUUCCAGUCCCUUUUCUUGCUCUCUUUCAUUCUUUCAAAAUAUGCAUUAACAUUUGUCGCGUGCGGGUUAUCAUCCAAACCGUGAGGACAAAAAGUGAGACACAACAGGCCUGCCUACCAUUCCUGUGAUGGAACUCACAGACGGGUGGGGUUAAAAAAACAAUCAAAAAAUCCCUGCUAUAAAAUUCUGUUAUGAGUUGCUAAAAUCAUGGUGAAAUGUUGCUCAGCCAUUGGAUGUGCUUCUCGCUGUUUGCCAAAUUCCAAGUUAAAAGGACUGACAUUUCAUGUAUUCCCCACAGAUGAAAAUGUCAAAAGAAAAUGGGUUUUAGCAAUGAAAAGACUUGAUGUGAAUGCUGCAGGCAUUUGGGAGCCUAAAAAAGGAGAUGUAUUGUGUUCAAGGCACUUUAAGAAGACAGAUUUUGACAGAAGUGCUCCAAAUAUUAAACUAAAACCUGGAGUCAUCCCUUCUAUCUUUGAUUCCCCAUAUCAUUUACAGGAGAAAAAAGAAAAGCUUCAUUGUAGAAAAAACUUCACCCUCAGAACACUUCCAGUCACAAACCACAGUCACCAGCUUGUUGGUUCUUCCUCAUGUAUUGAAGAAUUCCAAUCCCAGUUCAUUUUUGAACAUAGCUACAGUGUAAUGGACAGUCCAAAGAAACUUAAGCUUAAAUUAGAUCAUGUGAUCAGCGAGCUAGAGGAUACCAAGGAAAGUCUACGGAAUGUUUUAGACCGAGAAAAACAUUUCCAAAAAUCAUUGAGGAAGACAAUCAGGGAAUUACAGGAUGAAUGUCUGAUCAGCCAAGAAACAGCAAAUAGACUGGAUGCUUUCUGUUGGGAGUGUUGUCAGGAAAGCAUAGAAUGAGACUAUUUCAUGAAGUAAUUUCAUGUUCUACCUAAAAUUGACAUUGAUACAACUUUUUAGAAAACAAUUCUCAUGUACCAUCACUAAAUAAUAUUCAUCACUGACGGUACUUUGGAUUCUCUGGAGCAUUAUGCAUUGUAGUUGUUUUCCAAAGACUCUUUUGAAGAUGUGCAGAAAUAUUAUAGUUAUCAUGUUUUUGUGUGACUUCUGACAAUUAUGUUUUUACAGACUUAAACUAGUGCCAAGUCACUGUAGUAAGAUGUUAAAAACUCAAGAAAAUUCCACCUUAGUAAGAAAAUGACAUCAAAUUAGCUACGUUAAGAUAAAAUGCAAGAACUGGACACUUACUCAGUGGCAUCAGAUUUUUAGCUUCAGAUGAAUACCUUGAGUAUACCUUAUGAUAAAUACAUUGAAAUUUUAAAAGUAUUGUACUAUAAAGCAGAAUUCAUUUAUAUAACACACAUCUACCUUGGAUCCAAUCCAAGUUAUUCUAGUUACUACUAAUACUAAAGGAUCUUAUAAGUCUCUUUUUUACUGCCCAUAACCCUGACCCUGAGAAUAACACCUAGUAAAGAUUUGCUAGCUAUUAAAAUUAUUAAGAGUCAAUUUAAGAAGACCAUUUACAAGGUCUCAGUUUUUCAGUACAGUGUAUCAUUCCUUCUGUUGAGGGACACGUUGAUGUAAACCAAAAUAGUUUUUAAAACAAAAAAAAGGGUCAUAAAUGUGAUCUUUAAACGGUUAGCUGCAUUAACAGCUCUCAACAUUUUGCUUCAUGACUUAUUUCAUAAAAGUAUCUUCAUAGUCUGAAUUCCAGACUUGGCUGAAUUCUUACAGUGUUGCUUUGUAUUUUAUAGAAGAUAAUAUUUCUGAAAUUUUAAAAUCUACAAAAUGUAGAAUACAGCAUUAAAAAUAAUAAAUGAGUCUUUCAGUGGAAAUAGGAAUUAGAAGAGUAGAUUUUUGU
Sciurus carolinensis (gray squirrel) is the source of this 2073-nucleotide messenger RNA. RefSeq names its product THAP domain containing 6 (gene Thap6). The transcript is spliced from 5 exons. The record is from RefSeq and is a predicted model, not a curated record. The coding region runs from base 459 to 1112 and encodes 217 amino acids. Lineage: Eukaryota; Metazoa; Chordata; Mammalia; Rodentia; Sciuridae.